This is a messenger RNA of Trichoplusia ni (cabbage looper), 822 nucleotides long. It is a transcript of the gene Sbat, whose product is annotated as N-alpha-acetyltransferase 38-B, NatC auxiliary subunit. The coding region runs from base 125 to 439 and encodes 104 amino acids. The record is from RefSeq and is a predicted model, not a curated record. The transcript is spliced from 3 exons. Lineage: Eukaryota; Metazoa; Arthropoda; Insecta; Lepidoptera; Noctuidae. Gene Ontology annotation, molecular function: RNA binding. Gene Ontology annotation, cellular component: NatC complex.
UGACACAUGUCAAAAAUACAAAACUUAAAUUGUCAGUAUUGUUUUGGAUUCACUCUUGGGUCUUAUUUUCAUGGUUUUACAAAUUUCAACGACACUUUAAGUUAUCUUCUUAUACAAAACAAACAUGAGUACCACAACGAUUACCGAUGAACAGUUAGAGACAAUGCAGAUUGAAGAUGGCAAAUCCAAGUUAAGAAAAUGGCUUAACAUGAACUUCAGGAUAGAAAUGACUGAUGGGCGAGUUCUUAUUGGAGUAUUUUUAUGUACUGACAGAGAUGCUAAUGUUAUUUUAGGGGCUUGUUCUGAAUACCUGAAAGGUGUCGAUGGUGAAACAGAGGAACCACGAGUGUUGGGCCUUGUUAUGGUACCUGGCCGACACAUUGUAUCCAUUCAGCUUGAUGACACUACACCUCCACAAAUGUAUAGUUACGAUGAGUGAUUCUACUCUAACCUCCUUGGUUUCAUUAUUAAAUAUCCUUUUUUAACAAUAAGCCUUCUUAGUUUAACAUUGUUUAUAAUAUUUAUACUUAGUACUUAUAAUAAUGAUAAGAAAUAAAACAAAAUAGUCAGUGUUGUAUAAAAUAUAUUUCAAAUAUUAGACUAAGUGGUUAACUUUUCAGUGAGUUGCUUCAGGAUUUCUGGUUCCAAAUAAAUAUUUUUGGAAUCAUUUGAAAAUGGAUUGUAUUCAUCCACACUAUGGUUCAAUUGUAAUACUUCUAAUAAUUCUGUGACUAGAUUGUGUAUAGAAUGAGAAUCUGUAAAUAUUGUGUGCAAAAAUUUUCUAUUUAAAAUAUUAUUCAAACAAAUAUAUGGUUGAAGAAG